CAGAGCAUCCAGGGACUCUUGCCGCAUUGGAAAGCGUUUCCAGGAGGACUGGUUGGCCUGUUUGCUGUAGCCCACACCGAGCCCCACCAUGUUCAGCAGGUUUAAAAAGUUGAUGGGGGCUCCUGAGCCUCCCUCUGGUGAAGGUGAGGCCACGCCUCCUACCCCACCUCCACCAGCUAAGGAAGAACAGCCCCCUGAAAAGAAGGAUGACGAAGAGCAGCCAAAGAAAGAGGACAAAAAACAAGAAGGGAAGACAGAGGGGGACAAAAAAGAAGAGAAGAAAGAAGAAGAGCCCAAGAAGGAAGAACCACAACCAGGUGAGAGGUCUAAUAUUUUGAGCUGAUGUGGCUGCAUGCAGAUCAUUGACACUUUGUCUUUCUGACU
This is a messenger RNA of Anarrhichthys ocellatus (wolf-eel), 384 nucleotides long. Its product is annotated as mediator of RNA polymerase II transcription subunit 18-like. Lineage: Eukaryota; Metazoa; Chordata; Actinopteri; Perciformes; Anarhichadidae. The record is from RefSeq and is a predicted model, not a curated record. The transcript is spliced from 2 exons. The coding region runs from base 89 to 343 and encodes 84 amino acids.